UUUUCGGGGACAAGUUUAUACUCCACCUAGCGGUUGAGCUUUUAAAGCUGGUGAUGGUCGGUACCCACCGCUAUUUAUAAACAUAGAGUACUACUGGUUAAAGAAUGAGUGAAUACAGAGAGAGAAAACAGUCUUAUACGUCUUCGGAUGAUGACGAUUUUGAAAACUUUCUAUCUAAAGUUCGGACUCCGAAACCAGCACAAAAGUUUCGGCUGUCAACUGGGAGUUUGAAUGAUUUUCUCGUAAACGAAUCGCAUGCGACUUCUACAUCUGAAAACGAAAGUGAUGCCGACGAAGAGUCUGACGGCUCUUCUAUACUACAACCGUUAUCACAGUUGCCAAAUGUCAAACACUACAUACCCCACAAUAUACAGCACAGGACAUUUGUUUCAAAUAGAAAUUUCUCUUCUGCUAGUGACGUGUCUCCAAAAUCAGGAAAGAAGACAACAAUUGCGAAAAAAUCUGGUGCUACUCCACGAAAAACUGUUGUUUUUUCUUCAGACUCUGGUGAAGAGGAGUUUGAUACAAAGCCAGCACAAAAGUCAACUGGCAGUUUGGGUGUUUUUACCGCGAAUCAAUCGCAUGAGACUUCUACACCAAACAACGAAGAUAAGGGUAGAGACAACGAGUAUGAAACUUUUCAUAAACCAGAGUCACCAUUACAGCUGCCGAAUGCAAAACACCACACACCCUGCAGUUUAUAUAAGACACCUGUUAUAAAAAGCGAUUUCCCUUCUGCUAGUGUCAAUGAAGAUUUAAAUUACAGAUCUCCAAUAACAAAAACUAUGACACCAAUUCCAAAGAAAUUUGUUGCAACUCCACAUAAGUCUGUUGUGUUUUCUUCGGACUCUGAUGAGGAGAAUUUCGGAACUCAACAUCCUGUUUUGCAUCUUUCUAAUAGCAACCAUUCUGAUGAAGAACCUCCAUCUUAUUUACCAACUGUAGGAGCCUUUAAACUUCACAAUGUGCCGACACCUGGUAAAAGAGGGAUUAUAUACUCCAGUCGCACCAACAAAGACAAUGUUUUUGAGUCUCCGGCAACUGGAAAAAUAAUUUCAGGACUGAAAAAAAUGACAACUCCCCGGAAAAGCGUAGUUUUUUCAUCAGACUCGGAAGAUGAUAUUUCUGUAGCUCAAAGGCCUGUUGUGCAUCGUUCUAUAAGGAGCAGUUCAGAUGAAAAUGACAUUAUACCUUCUCUUGUUGAUAGAAUUAAACUGACGAAUCUAGAAGACAGUACACUAUGUGGAAAAGAAAACCAACCAAAAAAUAAUGGUGUUAUCGAUUUAACUGGCAAGAGUUUUACCCCUCUUACUUCAAGGAUAUUAAAACCAAAGCAGCCAGAUUCAAUUUUGGACCGCAGGCCCCCUUCUCUUGGAUCUUACAUUACUCCAAAAAGAAAACCUACAUCUCUCAAAGGUUCUCAGACUGAAAAAGUGUUCAGAACAAAACCAAACUGUAAAGUUGAUGGUUGUUUUCUUGCUAGCCUUGAUGCUUUGGUUCCACAAAAUUCAGGGAAACAGUUUCGGCGAAGUGCUGACUCCAUGACCAAAAAGCUAUUCAAAUUGUUCAAUACAUCAGUGUUUGAAAACCGGUUGCCAGAAGAUAUGGAAGUUAGCUGGUCUAAACGGUUGACCAAAACCGCAGGAAUAACAAAAUGCAAGCGUACUAUAAGAACUGUGAAUGGAACAGCUUCAACUACACACCAUGCUGCUAUAUCGUUAUCUGAAAAAGUAAUCGACAGCUCAUACAGACUCCGUGAUACACUGAUCCAUGAAAUGUGCCAUGCAGCUGUGUGGUUGAUCAAUAAUGCUAACGAAAGUCAUGGCCCAUACUGGAAAUCAUGGGCAGCAGCUGCAAGACGUAUACACCCAGAACUUCCAUCUAUUGAUAGAUGCCACAAUUAUGAUAUCGAAUACAAAUACAUCUAUGAAUGCUCAAGGUGCAAAACAACGAUUGGCCGACAUUCAAAAUCUCUUGAUACAACAAAGAAAGUUUGUGGUCGGUGCCGGGGGCCAUUGGUUCUCACGCAACCAAAUGGAACACCCCUCAAGUCACAACCCUUGAACCCUUUUGCAAAAUUUGUUAAAGAGAAUUACAAAUCGACAAAAGUUCGUUUGCAAAGUAUUGACGUGGCGUCGUCACACAAGGACGUUAUGACAUCACUAAGCCAACAAUUUAAGUCUGCUUCUCCUAAUUGAUUUAUAAUUACAGUGGGGUGUAAAGUUUUCUUAUUCAAUAUAUUGACGUUUCCUUUUUCCACCAUUUUAUUAGGUGAUUAUUCAGUAGGUAACUAGGGGCGGAAGUUCCUAAAAAAGUUAUAGCUCUAUUGACAAAUGUACGAAAUAUUCAUAAUAUACGUUAUUGGUUUCGCCGUUUAUUUGCACUAAUAAAAAU
Molecule: messenger RNA, 2394 nt
Organism: Ciona intestinalis (vase tunicate)
Lineage: Eukaryota; Metazoa; Chordata; Ascidiacea; Phlebobranchia; Cionidae
Cellular component (GO): nucleus
Source: RefSeq, a predicted model, not a curated record